GAUAAAUGGAGUGAGAGAUUCCUUGAUGCCCUGCAAAAGGUUGUAUGUCGUCAGAAUCCUAAUCAGGGAUUUAUGUGCAUCAAUCAGAUCAAUCUAUGACCUACCUCAAAGCCACAAGCGGAUUGCGGAGGAGGCAGAAACUACAUUGCAUAUCGAGCGCAAUGGUUGCAUACUGCAUGUGCAGACGUACAAGAAUCCCAGAAAGCAUAACGCCAUGAUGGGCAGCACCAUGUGCACCUUUGAUGCGCUCAUGGAGCACACACAGCCCCUGCUCGCUACUGAAGACAACUAUAAGAACGAAUGUAGCGAGUUCUCCGCGAAUAGCAGAAAUUUAGAACUAUAAGGAUCGGUGUCCUUUGGUAUACUCAUUUUAUCCUUGUAUUCAAUUGCGUUAUGGUAUGAAUAGACGAGUAUG
Molecule: messenger RNA, 415 nt
Organism: Linderina pennispora
Lineage: Eukaryota; Fungi; Kickxellomycota; Kickxellomycetes; Kickxellales; Kickxellaceae
Exons: 2
Coding region: 26-343 (105 amino acids)
Source: RefSeq, a predicted model, not a curated record